CAAUAGUGUUUAUUGUAUGUUGAGUGGUCGGACAAGAAUAAAACACAUUGGUCUAGUUAGUCAAGAAUACACUACUUCAAAAAAAGACGAUAAUUACGUCCUAAACUCUACUUUUGUCAAGAAUAUCUAGAAAAAGGAUGCAAAUCUGGACAUGUGCUUCACUGGCUCGUGGUUCAUACCGAAUGGCCACACAAUAUAGGUACCAAGUGUUAGUAAUGCUGUUAUUAGGCUGUACAGUGCUGGUACAUUACAGCUAUGACGUGAGGUACUUACUAUCACUGCGCCUAGAGAAAGAAUAUGAAGGAGACACACUGAAUGAUACUCUCAGAGCUAGUCAGCUUACCUUAGCCCCAAACACAACCAGUCCCCUAUUGUCAGCCCCAGGCGAGGAGGUGCUGACUCCAUCUGGGCCAAUGUUUCAACGCAUCAACCAGAACGACGCCUGGGUUUACUCCGCCUUCUUUGACACAUACAAAGACAAGAAUCUGAUCCGUGUUUUUGGAAUGCAACCUCACGCGUUACAGAAUUUAAUCUUUUGUCAUCUGGGUUUUAAGCACGAGAAUUACACGAUGGAAGGGAAGAGGACGCUGUUACAAGAUAAUCAUGGCUACAG
Biomphalaria glabrata is the source of this 613-nucleotide messenger RNA. RefSeq lists its product as uncharacterized. The record is from RefSeq and is a predicted model, not a curated record. The annotation marks the transcript as partial. The transcript has 5 exons. NCBI's taxonomy places the organism in Eukaryota, Metazoa, Mollusca, Gastropoda, Planorbidae.